CAUAACUCUCUAGUUUUAAAAUAUAGUAUUAAUCUAUUUAUUCUGGAAGGAUUAACUGUGUUUACUGUGAAAACGAACCCGUUUCCUCCCACACCUUGGUGUAGCUCUCAUCAUCCCUGACCUAUCAGAAUGUUGGAGGGCCUUGUUGCCUGGGUGCUAAACACAUACCUGGGCAAAUAUGUCAGCAACCUGAACACAGAUCAGCUCUCCAUCGCCCUUCUGAAAGGUGCAGUAGAGCUGGAGAACCUCCCCCUGAGGAAGGAUGCCCUCCGAGAGUUUGAUCUGCCAUUUGAAGUCAAAGCAGGCUUCAUUGGAAAGAUUACUCUCCAGAUCCCUUUCUACCGGCCUCACAGUGACCCAUGGGUCAUCUCCAUGUCCCAGCUCAACCUGAUCAUCGGCCCCACCCAGCUGCAGGAGUAUGAUGGAGAGAAGGAGAGAGAGGAGGAGAGAGAGCGCAAAAAACGUCUCCUUAAGGCUCUCGAAGAAAAAUUCAAAAGUGAGUGUGAACAGAGAGGAGAGUCUUACUGGUACUCUGCCACUGCCUCAGUAGUCACCAGGAUUGUGGAAAACAUUGAGCUCAAUAUUCAAGAUGUACAUCUUAGAUUUGAGGAUGACUUCUCCAACCCAGAGAAACCCUUUUCCUUUGGGGUUUGCAUCAACAAUAUUUCUGCUCAGAAUCCCUCUAAGGAGUCGGUCCAGAAGUCCCUCCGACAAAAGCAGCUGGAGAUUGAAGACUUCUGUGUCUACUGGGACACAGAGUGUGAAAUGCUGGGAAAGCUGCCUGCAAAUCAGAUCCAGGAUGCAAUGACCCGGUGUAUGCAGAGCCGUGAACAUCAAUACAUCUUUGAACCAGUGUGUGCCUCCGUGCUGCUCAGAAGAAACGCUUCCAAAGAGCCUCUGAGGUCCCGACACACCCCACGGAUUGAGGGCCAGGUUCAGCUGGAGCCCAUGUCAUUACGCUUGUCACAGGUACAGUACCAGCAGAUCAUGGCGUUCCUUAAAGAGCUAGACCGCCGGGAGAGAGAGAUGCUUUACCGAAAAUGGAGACCUAAAGUCCCCAUUUCUGGGAACUGUCGUCAGUGGUGGAUCUUUGCCAUCCAGGCCAACCUGAGUGAGAUCAGGGAGCAGCGGCAGCGGUGCAACUGGGGCUUUGCCCUGCAGCGAGCUCGAGAUGCCCAGACCUACACCAGCCUCUACUUCAGAAGGCUCAGAGCCGUCUCACUGAGUCCUCAGGAAGAGAGUGAAGUGGCGCGAGUGGAAGAGGAGCAGACGUUAGAGGAGCUGCAGAGUCUCAGAGAAAUUGUCCAUGACUGGUCUCGAAAACAGGAAGAGAUCGCAGAGAUUGUGCGAGAGCCUGGCAGUGACCACCAGCCCUAUGCAGACACCACAUCCAUCCCUAAGAGUGGGAGCUCAGGAAUGAUACAGUACCUGCAGUCUUGGUUCCCGGGCUGGGGAGGCUGGUAUGGAGAUUCCCAGGACCCAAACAGGCCUGAAGAGCUCCUGCCAAGUCCAUCCUCCUGGGAUAUUCUAGAGACAGAAGACUUAUUCGACCCAUUGGAGGACUCUCACACACUGAACACCUUCACCAGACGAGAUCACCUGUUUGCCCGACUGGAGUUCUUACUGGAGAAGGGCGGAGUCACACUCUUCCACCAGGACAGGAGGGGGGACACACUGGUUGAGAGUGGGGUCAUCCAGUUGGAAUUCUCAGGUGUAAAGGUGAUUGUGGAGUCUCUCCCUCGCUCAGAGUCCUCCCUGCUGUCUGUUAAACUGGGUUGUUUGGUCCUGAGAGACUUGACCACUCAGGGCACCAUCUUCCCUGUCCUGGUGUCUCCCAAAAUGGACAAAGUUGUUGUUACCACUAAUCAGCCAUCUGGCCAUCCCAGCAGUACUUUUGGAUGCAGUGCAGAGUGCUCAUCAUCACCAGUGUUUGAGAUGAUUUAUGAGCGCAACCCUGCAAGGUGUAAGUUUGAGAGAAGACUGGAAGUGAGCACGAGUCCACUGAACAUUGUCUACAACCCACAAGCGAUCAAAAAAGUUGCUGAAUUCUUCUAUAAAGGAAGAGUUCACACCUCAGGUUUUGGCUAUCAGUCAGAGCUGGAGCUGAGAGUGGCAGAGGCUGCCAGGAGGCAGUACAACAAGCUGAAGAUGCAGACUAAGGCAGAGAUUCGACAAACCAUUGAUCAGCUACUCGUGGGAGAGUUUAUUGAAAACAGUAAGCGUUGGACCAUGAAACUGGACAUCUGUGCACCCCAGGUGAUUUUUCCAGAUGACUUCCAGUCAGGGGACCCGAUGCUAGUUGUUGUUGAUCUAGGCAGGAUUCUCCUUACAAACUCCCAAGAUGACAACAAGGCCAGCCCUUCAAUGCAGCCUGAAAAGGAUGACAUGAGUGACGAUGAGUACCAAACACCCCUUGCCACCCCGCCAGAGUCUCCACCACCUGAAAUGCACGUGCCUUUGAAAGCACAACAUAAAAGCCCUGAACUUCCCAGCCUCAUAUCUCCCGAAAUUACACAGGCCUACAGCAGAAAGCUUUACGAAAAAUACUCUUUGUCCUUUAAGGACCUGCAGAUAAUGGUUGGUCGCUAUAAGGACAACUGGAAACAUCUUCAAGAGAGUGAGGUAGGCCCCACUCAUGUGGUGGAGAAGUUUAAUGUGCUGUUGCAGCUUGAGCAGAGACUGCGUUAUACAUCAGACCCCCAGCUCCCUGGGGCCGUGCUGUCAGGAGCUCUACCAGACCUCAAAGUCCAUAUCAACCUUGAGAAGAUGACUGCCCUUAGGAGUUGCCUGGCUAGGCUAACCAGCCCAGCUGUGAGUGAAGGAGACAAAAGUCAAGAGAGAGGCCCCAAUAUAAGGUCUCCUGACCCUCUUACCCUUCGCCAUGACAAGAUAUUUCAGAGGGAGGACAGCUCCUGGAAGCUGCAAGGUUCAGCCAAGAACCUGACACAGAGUGUGAUGACUUUAGAACAGCACACACGAGAAGUCUUGGUAGAAUCCCGUCUACUAUUAGCUGAGUUCAACAUUAAUUACAUGCAGCUUGGUGUAGAGAGUGAUGGCCGCUACAUAUCUGUUCUCAAGGUAUUUGGCACCAAUGCUCAUUUUGUCAAGCGGCCUUAUGAUGCUGAAGUAUCUCUGACUGUCCAUGGUCUUCUGCUGGUGGACACAUUACAGACUUAUGGCUCAGACUUCGACCUUCUUGUGGCUUCUCAUAAGCAUCUCAGUUUUGACAUACCCACGGGCAGCCUCCGAGAGAGCCAGCCUUCGUCCCCUGUAUCAUCCCCUGAUGGCAGAUCUCCUGAACAUCAGGGCCACCAUAGUGAGUCAACCUCUGGUAUGCCUGUGGAUAGAGUCUCCCCCUUCAGUUCCCUUUUCAAAGACCAGGAGGCCCUAAUUAAGCUUGAGUACCAGUUUGUGAGCUCAGACUGCCCUUCCAUGAACCUUGACAGCUCUCUCCAGGUGACAAGCAUGCAAGUCAACAAUCUGGACAUCAUUCUCAACCCUGAGACCAUGGUGGAGCUACUCAAAUUCCUCCAGAAGUCUUUCCCCAAAGAAGAAAGCACGUGGACAUCAUCAGCGCAACAAAAUAAUGCACAACCUUACUGUGAGCUAGAGGAGGGAACGUAUCAAGCCACUUAUGACCAGAACAAAGAGCUGACUGUAGAGAUCCACCGCCUUAACCUGCUUCUUCUUCGGACUGUGUCCACUGGCACUGUCCUGGCUGCUGAGAAGAAAGGGCUGAAGAUUGCCACUGCAAGCAUCACUGGCACCAAGGUAAAUGUGUCUAUGGGCAGUCGUUUGGACAUCAGUGGUUCACUUGGGUCCAUGCAGUUGGUGGACCUGACCCAGGAAGGAGGCCGAAGCCAGUUUGUGGUCAGCAUUGGCAGUGUUGAGGACAACUCCUCAACCCUUGGCGGACUAACAUUCCUUGCUGACACAGGAGAUUCUCCCUCAGAAGCUUUAAAUUUUCACCUUAUGGAAAAAACACAAGGAGACUGUUCCUUGCAGCUUCAAAUGGCAUCCUUGCACUAUAAUCACUCAGCUAAGUUCUUGAAGGAGCUGAGUCUGUCUGCUAAUGAGGUAGAAGACAAUUUCCGCUCCAUGUUGAAAACUGCUGCAACCAAAGUGUCAACAGUUCUAGCCACCAAGACAGCAGAGUACAGUGGUAUGGUGUCACUGUUCGAGACUCCCUCACGGAGAACUCGAACUCAGAGUCAGAGCUGGGCUUAUCCAUUUGAAGAUGAGGAGGAUGUUCCCAUGGAGGAACCUGAAUCCACCUUGGACACAUUCUUGGUGAAGCUCACCCUUAAUAUCAGCGUUGAAUCACCAGUUGUGUCCAUUCCCCGUAAGCCUGGACACCCUGAGCUGUUGGUUGGUCAUCUGGGAAGUAUAACAAUCCAGAAUUUUGUGACUGGGCAAGACUCAGAUGGAGAGAGGUUGCAGGUGUUUGUCAAGGAUAUUCGGCUGUAUUCACUCAAUAUGAGUCAUCUGGUUUUGAAGAGGCCAGCCAGACGGGAUAGUGCUGGUACCAUGUCACCAUCUCACAAUGGGAGCAUCAGUCGUGAUGAACCACAGUUCACACGUCAUGACUUUUUUGAAUCCCUCAGCCGGGGAACAGCCUUCCAUAUAUUGAAAGACACCACUAUAAAGUUCACCCUGGAGAAAAUUCCCGUUGACGAAGACACCUCUCAGUUUACCUUCCUUACCACAGAGGAGCCCUGCAGGAGCACAGGGUUGCUAAAAAUUGAGGGCAAAUUCGUCACCCCAGUUCAGGUAUUCCUGUGCAAGUCUGUAUAUGAGCAAGUCCUGCAGACACUGGACAAUUUGUCCCUCAUUGAGGAGCAACGUGUCACACCCAGCCAACCGCCCACACCCCCACCACCAACUCCUUCCUCCACAAGACCUCAUCGCUUUCCUGAUCCCCAGGGAGGGCUAUUUGCAAGGGACCCUCCCUAUAUUAGCUUCUCCCACUCAUCGUUUUCCUCUCCUAUGCCUCUCCAGUCUCACAAACCUGCUCUUCAGUCUCCCACAUUCACUCAGCUGAAAAUGACCUUACAUGUGGCAGAAUUGCAGGUCCAGCUAAGUGCUGACCUGACCCAGGGCUCCCAGGGCUUAGUCAGUCUGCGCUUCCAAGAUCUUGAGGGGGACUUUACCAGAGACCACCCUCACUUACUGGCAGUCCAACUGGCACUGCGCUCGCUGCUAAUGGAAGACCUCCUGGAACAGAACCCUAAGUCUAAGUACAAACAUUUGAUGGUGUCUCGUGGAGCUCCCAAGCCCUCCACCUUUAGUCCAAAGGAAUACCUUUCUCAAAGCUGUCCAUCAGCAUCCAAUGCCCUGUACCCAGAUAUGCCUCGCUCACUGCCUGCUCACAUGGAAGAGGCCCAGAACGUCUUCAAGCUCUACCAGAGGCAUCCCAGCACUCCUUCAGCUAGCAGUCGCAAAUCCAAGAGGGACCCGGACUGUCCCAGCACUCCACCCCCCUCUCCUACCCACCAUACACCCUCCCCUCAGCCACCUCCAAACUUUGAUGAUUCAUUAGUUCAUAUUAAUGUGCAGCUGGUGGACCAGAACCACCCAGAGUUCAAAACACGCUAUGGAAGUGUGGGACGAAGUGUGGAUAUUGACUUCAACUGCCUGGACGUUUUGAUUACACUGCAGACGUGGGUGGUCAUCCUAGACUUCUUUGGUAUUGGCUCCACAGCCAAUAAUCAUGCUGUGAAGGUCCCUUCAUCACUGCAAUCAGGACACCCUUUGCAUGAGCCAGAUGUCAAUGAGGAGGAGACAACAGAGGCCGUCAACACCAAAGUGGACUUAAAGGUUCAUUCUUUGUCUCUUGUACUGAACAAGAAACUCAAUGAGCUUGCCAGAGCUAGUGUGUCCAAAUUAUCUGCUCAUCUUGAAAUGUUAGAAGGAAACCUGGAGUUACAAGGUAGUUUAGGAAGUUUGUCCCUGAGUGACUUGACGCCACAUGGUGAUCUCUACCGUGAGCGUUUCACCACACGAGGAGGAGAGGCCCUUAUUUUCAACAUCCAUAAGUACGGCCAGCCUGAUCCCUACCUGGAGCGGGAAUGUGAUAUCAAGGUGUUUCUGCAAAUGGCGUCAGUGCAGUAUGUUCACACCCAGCGCUUCCAGGCGGAGGUGGUGGCUUUCAUCCAACAUUUCACCCAGCUACAGGAUGUCCUGGGCAGGCAGAGAGCUGCAAUGGAGGGCCAAGCUGUGAGGUAUCAUCCUCAGCGGGCAUCCAGGGUUUUGCUGGAUAUUGAGGCUGGGGCCCCAGUUAUUCUCAUACCAGAGAGCUCACGGUCACCAAGGGUCAUUGUGGCCAACCUCGGCCAGUUGAGGGUGCAGAACUGCUUCCUACCUGCUGGGGCUCAUGGAACCUUUUCACUCAGAGACAAGGUAGAGAAACUCACCAUGGCACAUGCCUUUUUCCCUUCUCUGGAGCGUGUCCAGGGUGCUGCAGGAAGCCAUAGUGAGCAGGAGAAGCCUAGAACCCCCCCGUCCAGCUCCUCCUCCUCCACAGGUUUCACCCUUGGUAGGCCCCAAGCCCCAGACACAGGAAGAGAAGAAGAUGGCCCUGACAGCUUAGAGGACCAUGUGUGCCUGUUGGAUUGCAUUGCACUGGAUCUACAAGAAAUGGAUAUCUUUGCUGCAGAGCGUCUGCCUUGUCAGCCCUGGGAAAGUGGUGGUAAACCUUCCGAAACGUCCGACCUCAUCUUUCCUUCGUACUCUGUCCGUCGCACUGGAGACAACCUGUUAAAAGACUGCUGCCGCCUCAAGCUUAAGGUGGAACGCAACCUGGACAAGGAGCUGAGCCAUGCAGUACCUGACAUGUCCAUCCAUGGCAACCUGUCGUCAGUCCACUGCUGUCUGGAUCUGGACCACUACCAGUUGAUCAGAGGGCUACUGGAGAACAACCUGGGAGAGCCUGUUGAAGAAUUUCUGCGACCCUACAACCUGCAGGACCCCAGCACCUAUACGGUGUUAAGUGGAGAUGUCUACACGAACUUGUCAUUCCUGGUGGACAUGAUGAAUGUCAGUCUGGAGCUCUUGGACAGCCCCAACCCCACUGACCACAAACAUUCAUUAGCAAGGUUUGACUUUAUGAAAUCCAAGCUCCUCUUUGAGACUUUCUCCAAUGGAUCCAAGUCUGUCAACCUGGUGUCUCACUCGCUGCUGGCAUAUGACACUCGGUACACUGGGCUGAAUAAAAGUACUGGUAGAGCUGAUGGGGUAAAAUCCAAUGUCUUUGACUGCAUCCUUCAGCCCUCUAAAACAGGCUCUAACCGUGCGUCACUACAACUGGAACUGCAUUACAGAUCCACACGUGACUCCUCCUGCUUCACGGUGGUCCUCAACAACCUUAGGGUCUUUCUCAUCUUUGACUGGCUCCAGCUGGUGCGAGAGUUCCUGCGGACGCCAGGGGAGAAGGUGACAAGUGGUGCUGAGGGUUGUCAGCGAUGGCCCAGUAACAGCAGUACCGACUCGGGCACGAUCAACACCACCACCACUGGGGCUGUCAUGCCAAAGACAGUCAAGAGUGGUGUGGUCACCAAGAGGUCCACAGUGCCGGUCACCCAGGACCGCUGUCUGGAGGUCAAGAUCAACGUCACAGGCACUGAGUUUGUGGUUGUGGAGGACUCGUCCUGUCUGGAUACCAACGCCAUCAUUCUAAAAGGGACCACUGUCCUCACCUACAAACCCCGUCUGCUAGAUAGACCUUUCUCUGGCAGCCUUGCAGGAAUAGAGGUUUUCUCGUGUCGGCUUGGCAGUGAGCAGGAGACAGCGCUGUCCAUAAUUGACCCUGUCAAUGUUCAGGUGGAGCUGUGUGGGAGUCCCACAUAUCAAAGCAGCUCAGGUCUACUCGAUGCCUUCAAUGUGGAGGACAUCCCACCACUUCUCGAAGUUCAGUUUCCUGCUCUGGACAUUCGUCUGUCAUACAACGACAUUCAGCUCUUCUUGGCCAUUGCCAAAUCCAUCCCAACUUCCAGCGCUCCACUGCCGUCUGGCUCUGACACCUCCACCACAUCCAGCACUGAGCCCACUGCUACACACAAAGAUAGCUUCAGGCAAAAGACUGAGGCCCUCAUAGAGGGCCAGCUGACCCGUUUACAGGACCUUGGCUUCAGGAAAGAUGACUGCAAAAGAGCCCUGAUCCACUGUAAAGGUCAACUGGACCAGGCAGCCACAUGGCUCCUGGAGAAUGCUGAGAACAUGGCAGGCCAUCCCAGAGCCAGGGGUGACUCUGGCUCCAGCAGCCACUCAGCUCCUCUGUCUGGGGUGGAGGUGAGGGCCGAAAGUGUUUGCAUCUGUUUCAUCGAUGACUGUCUGGACUGUGACAUACCGCUGGCUGAGCUGACCUUCUCUAGGCUUUAUGUGCUACAGCGCAUUGGUUCCACCCAGGAAGGAAACGCCAGCUUCACCUUGUCUGGAGACUACUACAACAGAGAGUUUUCAGGCUGGGAGCCCUUCAUCGAACCUUGGCCCUGCUUCCUGUCCUGGCAGCAGCAGGCUGCUGGCCGCCUCCACCCUCCGCGCCUCAAGAUGGGGAUUCGAGCCAAGCAGAGACUGGAUGUUAACAUCACUUCUGUCCUGUUGGAACAAUACAACACCACCAAGAGCUCCUGGAUGGCUGACUACUGUAAUGAGGAGGAAGAGAGCCCCCUGUCUUCACCCCCCAUAUCCUGGAUGGGCUCUUCAGUCGACCCACCAAGCUUCGGACAGACAGAUGUCAAGCUGUCCAAGCGGAGGCAGCCAUUUGUGCCAUAUGCUCUGUGCAACCACACAGGAUGUACCAUGUGGUUUGCCACUCUGACUACAACCCCCACAAGGGUGGCACUGUCACACAGCAGUAGUGCAGACUCCAUCUCAGACUUCCAUGGUCCAGGAACUGAUGACACUCACAACAUUAGCCAAUGGAGAGAGGUGCUGCCUGGGGAGGAGAUUCCCUUUGAGUUUGAAGCCCGAGAGAAACUCCGCCACCGACACACUCAUGAGCUGAAGCUGCACCAGCUGCUGGUUCGCGUGUGUGGAUGGGAGCAAGUCAAGCCAGUGUCUGUGGACAAAGUGGGUGUUUUCUUCCGUUAUGCAGCUCCAGAUAGAAACAACUCUUCCAACACUGUUGGCAGUCCUAUUAGCAGGACCAACAUCAUCCACCCGCAUGUUUAUUUCUCGGCCCUGCCUCCUGUCAGAGUGGUGUUCUCCAUCACAAUGGAGGGCAGUGCCAGGAAGGUCAUCACUGUGCGCUCUGCCCUCAUGGUGAAGAACCGGCUAGAUGUUCCCAUGGAGGUCAGACUGGACAGUCCCUCUGCUCCUGACAAACCAGUGGUUCUGCCUCCUAUCCUGCCUGGCCAGGCCUUGGCAGUCCCCCUCCACCUGACAUCCUGGCGGCUACAGGCUCGGCCUAAAGGCUUGGGCUUAUUCUUCUGUAAGGUUCCCAUCCAUUGGACCAGUGUGGAGCGGCAAGGAGAGAUCAGCAGCAGUAAGAGGGAGUGUCAGUCAGCAGAUUUUGAUGAUAACCUCAAGCGUAACUUCAGGUUUUGUGUGGUCAUCAAAAAGGAAAACUACCCAGACCAGCAGCCCGCUAAGAGAGUUUCUGGCAGUGCAAAGCAGAUCUAUCGACAGCCAGGCCACACCAUCUACCUGCUACCCACCAUGGUGCUGGCCAACCUGCUGCCAUGUGACCUCAACUACUACAUCAAAGGAACGCCCAUCAAAGGCUCACUGAAGCCGGGAAAAGAGGCCAUACUUCACGCAGCCGACACCUCACAGAAUAUGGAACUAGGAGUCCUGCUGGAGAACUUCCCCAUGUGCAAAGAGCUGCUGAUUCCCCCUGGGACUCAGAACUAUGUGGUACGCAUGCGACUGUACGAUACCAACAAACGUCUGCUUUGCCUCACCAUCCGCAUCAUCCUGCGGGCACAGGGGGCGCUGAAAAUCCUAAUUUCUGCCCCUUACUGGCUUAUCAAUAAAACUGGUCUGCCACUAAUUUUCCGUCAGGACAAUGGCAAAGCCGAUGCAGGGGGUCAGUUUGAGGAGCACGAGUUGGCUCGAAGUCUCAGUCCAUUACUAUUCUGCUACACGGACAAGGAGCAGCCCGCUAUGUGUACUAUGCGGAUCGGGAAAGGAAUCCACCCAGACGGAGUUCCAGGCUGGUGCCAGGGGUUCUCCCUGGAUGGAGGGAGUGGAGUCAGGGCAGUGAAGGUUAUACAGCACGGGAACAGGCCUGGCCUGAUCUACAACAUAGGCAUCAGUGUGCGAAAAGGUAAAGGACGCUACAGGGACACUCACAUAGUGACCUUUGCCCCUCGCUACCUGCUGGACAACCGCUCCACACACAAACUGGCCUUCGCUCAGAGAGAGUUUGCAAGAGGAAAGGGUACGGCCAACCCAGAGGCUUACAUCUCCACCCUGCCGGGCUCCAGCGUUGUCUUCCACUGGCCCCGCAAUGACUACGACCAGCUGCUGUGUGUGCGCCUCAUGGACACCCCUGACUGCACCUGGUCUGGGGGCUUUGAGGUCAACAAACCAAAGUCAUUCCAUGUCAACAUGAGGGACACACUGGGGAACUGUUUCUUCCUUCGGACAGAGAUCACCCUGAAGGGAGCCACCUACCAGAUCUCCUUCACUGACACUGACCAACUGCCUCCACCCUUCCGCAUUGACAACAUGUCUGAGGUGCCUAUCCAGUUCUGGCAGCAUGGUGUGGCUGACAUCCGGCUGCACACUGAGGUGAAGGCAGGCUCAGAGCUGGACUACGCCUGUGAUGAGCCCACAUUGCCCCCCUACCUCACACUGACCGUAAAGGGAGCUGGAUCCUCAGAGGUCACAGCUGACAUGAACUUCUUCAGAGAAUACAACAAGCUCUACUACGAGAACUUCAUCUACAUCGCAGCCACACACACUUUCUCACAGAAUGCUGAGAAGCGACCUGUUGGAAAGAAGCGUCUGGUGAGCUGUGCUGAACUAGUUCUUGAUGUGGACACCAAGACUCAAAGGGUCAUCUUGAAAAAGAAGGAGCCAGGGAAGCGCUCCCAGCUAUGGAGGAUGACUGGGACUGGUAUGCUGUGUCAUGAAGGCUCGUCUCCACCGCAGAGCAAGCCAGCCCAGCCACGCCCACUCGACUCCUCUUUGGUGCUGGACAUCGCAGGGCUUGCAGCCGUUAGUGACAACAGUUUUGAGCCUUUGAUGUUGAGGAGGCCAGACUCACGCCGCAGCACCACACAGACAUGGUACUUCAGCUCGGGCAUGCUGACCUGCGGGCUUCCACGGCUGGUAGUACAGGUGAAGGGUGGUGUGGCAGGCCUGUAUGAUGGAGCAGAGGUGGUGCUGGGACCAGACUCAGGGCUGCUGCAGCCUGGCCCUGAGCAGCAGUUCAUCAAUCAGAAGAUGAGACCUGGUUCUGGGGUACUGUCAGUCCAGGUGCUGCCAGACGGACCCACUCGUGUCCUGCAGAUCAGUGACUUCAAUCAGAGGAGAAUGAUCCGCAGCUCACCCAGCACAGAACACGAUAGGAGCAAGGAGGAUGUGAAGAAGAGAGAGCCUGAGCAGGAGCUGGAGGUGUUGGUGAACUUGGAUGAAGGCCUAGGUGUUUCAUUGGUCAACAAGGUUCCUGAGGAGCUUGUGUUCACUACAUUGUCUGGUAUAGAUGUCCACUUCAUUCGCACUGCUGCCAACGAGGUGUUGGAGCUCAGCAUUCAGAACAUCCAGGUGGACAACCAGCUGCUGGGCACCACCCAGCCUGUGAUGUUGUGUGUCAGUCCCAGUUCCAGUGACAGCAGUAUCAAUGACAGUGGUCCGGCCUUACAGAUCAACUCUGUCAAGGUUCCCAGCAACCUCAUCCUCACUGAUCUCUUCAAGCAUCUCAUGGUGACAGCCCGACGCUUCACUGUGAUCAUUGAGGAGAAACUCCUGCUCAAGCUGCUCAGCUUCUUUGGAUAUGGACAGACAGAAGCUGAGCUGGAGAAGUUGGAUGAAAACCUCCAUGAGAAGCCCAACGAGGAUGCAAGUUCUCCCAAACGUUACUACUUUGAAAACCUGAAGAUUAGCCUCCCUCAGGUCAAGCUGAGUGUCUUUACCUCUCACAAGCUCCCUCCUGAUCUCAAGGCUCUGAAAGGCACCCUGGGCUUUCCUCUGGUUCGCUUUGAAGACGCUGUCAUCAACAUGUACCCGUUCACUAGAGUGCACCCCUACGAGACCCAGGAGAUCAUCAUCAAUGACAUCCUCAAGCACUUCAGAGAGGAGCUGAUCAGCCAAGCUGCUCAGAUCCUGGGCUCCGUGGACUUCCUUGGAAAUCCAAUGGGCCUCCUCAAUGAUGUCACUGAAGGCGUGUCUGAGCUCAUCAAGUAUGGCAAUGUCGGUGGUCUUAUACGAAAUGUGACCCACGGUGUGUCCAACUCUGCUGCCAAGUUUGCAGGGACUUUAUCCGACGGGUUAGGGAAGACCAUGGAUAACCGACACCAGAGUGAGCGAGAGUACAUCAGAUACCACGGAGCCACCAGUGGAGAGCACCUGGUAGCAGGGAUUCAUGGACUGGCUCAUGGUAUCAUUGGAGGCAUGACAAGCAUCAUCACCUCCACAGUGGAAGGAGUGAAGACAGAGGGUGGAGUCAGUGGCUUCUUCUCAGGCCUAGGUAAAGGUCUGGUCGGAACUGUGACCAAACCGGUGGCUGGAGCUCUGGACUUUGCCUCAGAGACCGCACAGACAGUCCGGGACAUGGCUAGCCUCAGUAACCACAGGCUCAGUGUACAGCGGGUCAGGAAGCCUCGUUGCUGUAAAGGACCCCAGGGUCUUCUGCCUCGAUACUCUGCCACACAAGCUGACGGUCAGGAGCAGCUCUUCCGCCUCACAGACAACAUCCACUCUGAGUUCUUCAUUGCAGUGGAAACCAUUGACAGCUACUGCGUCCUCAUUUCCUCCAAAGUGGUCUACUUCCUGAAGCCAGGGGACUAUGUGGACCGUGAGGCCAUCUUCCUAGAGGUCAAAUAUGAUGACCUCUACCACUGUCUGGUCUCUAAGGAUCAUGGAAAGGUGUAUGUGCAGCUCACCAAGAAGGCUGAGAGCACCAGCAGUGGUGUGGCCAUUCCGGGCCCCUCCCACCAGAAACCAAUGGUCCAUGUGAAGAGUGAGAGUCUUGCCAUCAAAAUCUCUCAAGAAAUCAACUAUGCCAAGAGUCUGUACUACGAGCAGCAGCUCAUGCUGCCUGCCAGUGAGAAUGAGGACUACUUACUGCUGGAGUCCUGAUCACCUGUCUGAAGGAUUCCAACCUUUCUUAAAUCCUGAAUGGGUAAUGACUUUUAUUGAUUUUUGUAGGCUUCUGUUUUGACAAGCUGCAGUAAAGGGAAUAGUCAAGCAACCAUGCACGUGGUUUAGUGACAUGGCCUGAUACUUGACAAAGCACAUACAUGUACAUUACAUAAAUAACAUAUGCAAGACAGUGUUAGUUUGACCGUGUAUAUGUAAAAAACACUUGUAACAGCAGAUGUACACAUCCUACAGCUGUUCUGUAUUUUGUGAAUAGACAGAAAUGUAAAUAGAGCUACACACCAACACUAACGUAGUGUGCAUACUUGACUGAUUAUGAAGUACGGAGAAUAACAACAGAUGCUGAAAUAAAGUCAAAUGUAACAAACUGCCUUUACAACUCUAUGUGUAUAAGAGACUAUGACUGUGUGUGUGUUGGGGGUUAGGGUUGGGGGGGGGGGGGGCUGUAGCUCCCUUGCCUCACACUGGAGCUGUCUGUCACUGUCUCUGCCUUUUUCAAUCAAAGACCUGCAUUUUAAUGAGCCUGCUGUUCUUUCUUACCAGAGUUCUCCUCUCAAAGACAAUGUGGACUUCCCUCUAACCAGGCUUCUCUCUAAAUUUAACACAACUUGUUGAAGAGACGUUUGUUAACUGUCAGAGCUUUGGGGUUUGGUUUGGUGUCAGAUGAGAUUUUCUUGAGCUGAGUUUGAAUUGUGUGGUAGAGAGGAGAGAGGAGUUCAUGAUAGGCCUCAAUUUGUGAUUUUGUAAAAUACUGUUCACAUAGACACUGCUUUAAAUAAAGCACCACAACUUCA
Messenger RNA from Seriola dumerili (greater amberjack), 14057 nucleotides. It is a transcript of the gene vps13d, whose product is annotated as vacuolar protein sorting 13 homolog D. Lineage: Eukaryota; Metazoa; Chordata; Actinopteri; Carangiformes; Carangidae. Gene Ontology annotation, cellular component: extrinsic component of membrane. Gene Ontology annotation, biological process: mitochondrion organization; protein retention in Golgi apparatus; protein targeting to vacuole. The transcript is spliced from 69 exons. The record is from RefSeq and is a predicted model, not a curated record. Gene Ontology annotation, molecular function: protein binding. The coding region runs from base 130 to 13242 and encodes 4370 amino acids.